Molecule: messenger RNA, 1536 nt
Organism: Penicillium maclennaniae
Lineage: Eukaryota; Fungi; Ascomycota; Eurotiomycetes; Eurotiales; Aspergillaceae
Product: putative neutral amino acid permease
Exons: 4
Coding region: 1-1536 (511 amino acids)
Biological process (GO): amino acid transmembrane transport
Cellular component (GO): vacuolar membrane
Molecular function (GO): amino acid transmembrane transporter activity
Source: RefSeq, a predicted model, not a curated record
AUGGCUAGGCCUAACGACGCAGCACUUGCUGCUGGCGCUUGGGACCACGACCGCACCGCCGACGUGAGCUCCAUGAGUGAUCAAAGUGACAAGUUGGAGGACCCGAAGCUCAAGGACUACGAUGCUGAGGGCCAGGGUCGCCGCUCGUCGCAUCACCAUGUCACGGCAAUCGACUCUUCGAGCAUGACCGAGAGUAUUGGUCGCCAGAUUGAAUUAGAAUCGGAAAAUACGAUCAAGUAUCGUACUUGCAGUUGGCAAAAGACUGCGGCUCUGCUUUUCUCUGAGUAUAUCUGUUUGGCUAUCAUGUCUUUCCCUUGGUCGUAUUCCGUGCUGGGUCUUGUUCCUGGUCUCCUUCUGACCUGUUUCGUCGCCGGUGUGGUGCUUUACACCUCUUUGACCAUCUGGCGCUUCUGUCUGCGGCAUCCCGAGGUGCGCGAUGUGUGUGAUAUCGGCCAAUAUUUGUUCUGGGACUCCAAGAUCGCCUGGUGGGCGACAGCCGUCAUGUUCCUGUUGAACAAUACCUUCAUUCAGGGCCUACACUGCGUGGUUGGCUCCGAGUACCUCAACACCAUGUCUAAUGGUGCAGUCUGCACAGUCGUGUUUUCUCUCAUCGUUGCCAUCACUUCUUUUAUCUGCUCGCUCCCGCGCACAUUCAGCACCCUGGCUAAGAUUGCCACUUUCUCCGCCUUCUUCACCUUCAUCUCCGUCAUUCUGGCAACCAUAUUUAUUGGAAUUGAGGACCACCCAGCCGGAUACCCUGGCAAAGGCGAGCCGACUUUCCGCGCAACCCCCAUGCCUGGCACAACCUUCGUUUCAGGCCUGAACGCUUUCCUGAACAUCAGCUAUACUUUCAUCGGCCAGAUCACCCUGCCCAGCUUCAUUGCCGAGAUGAAGGAGCCCCGCGACUUCUGGAAGUCCGUGACUGUUGUGACCAUCGCUGAAGUCAUCGUUUUCGGUCUUGUUGGCUCAAUUAUCUACGUCUACACAGGUAACGAGUACAUGAGUUCCUCGCCCGCAUUCGCCAACAUGUCCGACGAGCUUUUCAAGAAGAUCUCCUUCUCCUUCAUGAUCCCAACGAUCGUCUUCCUCGGAGUUCUCUACGCCUCCGUCUCAGCCCGCUUCAUCUUCUUCCGCCUGUUUGAAGGAACCCGCCACAAAGGCAACAACACCGUCGUCGGCUGGGCCGCCUGGAUUGGAAUUCUGGCCUGUCUGUGGGUUUGUGCCUGGAUCGUCGCUGAGGUGAUUCCCUUCUUCUCGAGUUUGUUGUCGAUUAUGAGCUCCUUGUUUGAUUCCUUCUUUGGUUUCAUUUUCUGGGGUGUUGCAUAUAUCCGCGUGCGCUCGGCUGAUCACGGACCCUGCUUCUUCAUGAAACGGGGCAUUCGUGGCUGGUUGGGUUUCAUUUUCAACGUCAGUUUGAUCUUCAUAGGUCUCUUCUUCUUGGGUCCUGGUACCUACGCCUCCAUCAUGUCCGUCAUUGAAAUGUACGACGAGGGUACCGUCGGCGGUGUCUUCACAUGUGCCAGCAAUGCGCUAUAA